GUGCGAGAUGAGAUCUCGUGGCUGAUGGACGUGCCCGUUUCCCACGCUCGCAGUGCAGCCUCAGCACCAGAAAAACACUUGUGGCACUCACUCGCUGUCAGUCGCCGUUCUAGCUCUAGUUUAGUUUGGUUUAAGCAACAAAAUCACUUUCGAAAAUUCCAACAAAUGUGUGUCUACAAACGUGUUUAGAUCCCACAACGUUCCAGCACCGAGCAACGGACAACAUUUUCCAAAAAUAUGUGAAAGUUUCAAACAUUUAAGGGUGAAUACUCCAACAACGUACAACCUCACCCGCCAAAAUCCGGCCACAGCAACUACCUGACAACAUAAACUGUAAAAUCGCAAUAGACUUUUUGAGCACAACAGACCAAAAUCCACCCCAUCCGCCCACCUAAGCCGUAACUCCGCAUAAAUUCCCUGGAAGAAGCUAAACAAGUCGCAUAUACAAAUUUACUCAGCAACCAGCGGCUAGCGACGCAAUGCAAUCAUCGACCGAUGCGGGCAAUGGUGGACCAAGAAAACACACGCAGAGCACAGCGCCCCAGAAGCAGCCGGAGAUUAGCGAGACCACCUCCUUCACCAUAAGCGCCACGAACAGCCAGCCGCAGCCGAGUCCCGGUGGACCCGCCAGCAGCACCCCCAGCAAAAAUCCCUUCAAGCAGCAGUUGGACAGCAAUCAGCAGAAUGGCAACAUGGACCAGGACUGCGGCAUCCUGGGCGUCGGCAAGCAGCCGCCGGCUCCGCCCCCGCCCACCUACCAGUCGCAGGCCUACGGAGGACGACAGGCUCCGCCGCCAGCGGAUCAGUACCGCGAGGAGGAUCCACGCGCUGCCGGGACCUGGUCCGCCGCCAAGUCCUGGAUGGUCAGCUGGCGGGGCUCCAACCGCCUGGUCCUCGUCAUCGUGGCCAUAGCCCUGCUCCUGGACAACAUGCUGCUGACCACAGUGGUGCCCAUCAUACCCGAGUUCCUGUACGACAUACGACAUCCUGAUGCGCCGCUCGACAGCUUUCCACGCACCCCGCUGUCCUCCAUUGUGCCACCGCUCCCGACGCCGUGCCCCUGCAACAAGGAUGGCAGCGAGGCGGCCCCGCCCGAGAUCACCACGAUUAGUCCGGAGGAGAACGAGACCUACUACCGGGAGCUGGAGCGCCACAACGAGCUGGUGGGCGAGACCGUCGAGGUGGGACUCCUGUUCGCCUCCAAGGCGUUUGUUCAGCUGCUGGUUAACCCAAUUGUAGGACCCCUGACUCACCGCAUUGGCUACAGCAUUCCCAUGUUCGCAGGCUUCGUGAUAAUGUUUCUUUCAACGAUCAUUUUCGCCUUUGGCCGCUCUUACCUGGUUCUGUUUGUGGCGAGGGCUCUGCAGGGCAUUGGAUCAUCUUGCUCCUCGGUUUCUGGAAUGGGUAUGCUGGCUGAUCGGUUCACGGACGACAAGGAGCGUGGAAAUGCCAUGGGAAUAGCGCUAGGCGGUCUGGCCUUGGGCGUGCUUAUAGGUCCUCCCUUUGGCGGGGUGAUGUACGAGUUCGUGGGCAAGUCGGCUCCGUUCCUGAUCCUGGCUGCUCUAGCCCUGGGCGAUGGCCUGCUGCAGUUGUUCAUGCUGCAGCCCUCGAUCCAGAAGGCCGAAACGGAACCACCCUCGCUGAAGAGCCUCAUCAGCGAUCCCUACAUCCUGAUUGCCGCUGGUGCUAUCACGUUCGCCAACAUGGGAAUCGCCAUGCUGGAGCCCUCGCUGCCGCUUUGGAUGGUGGACAACAUGGGCGCCACCCGCUGGGAGCAGGGCGUGGCAUUCCUGCCGGCCUCCAUUAGCUACCUAAUUGGCACCAAUCUCUUCGGACCGCUGGGACACAAAAUUGGACGUUGGUUCGCCGCCUGCUUGGGCCUGAUCAUCAUCGGAGGAUGCUUGAUUUUCAUACCUAUGGCCACCUCGAUCACCCACCUGAUUAUACCAAACGCCGGCCUGGGCUUCGCCAUCGGAAUGGUGGACUCCUCGAUGAUGCCGGAGCUGGGCUAUCUGGUGGACAUCCGGCAUUCCGCCGUGUACGGCAGUGUUUACGCCCUGGGCGAUGUGGCCUUCUGCGUGGGCUUCGCCGUGGGCCCCGCGUUGUCCGGAUCGCUGGUGAAGAGCAUCGGAUUCAAGUGGAUGCUGUUCGGAAUCGCCAUCCUGUGCUUCAUGUACGCCCCCCUGCUGACGCUGCUGAAGAAUCCGCCGACGAGCGACGAGAAGAAGUCUUUGAUCUAUGGUCGCGAUCGGGCCCAGGUACGUUACGUCACCUAUCAGAACUACGAAGAAGACGAAUAAGCAAACGAUUUAACUCCAACGCAAUGUUGCCAAAAGUGCAACCAAAAAUCCCAAAAAAAAAGAACGGUAAUAAAAUCUUAAAAAAAAGAUCAAAGGGACAGAAAGUAACCAUAACCACAACCAACAAUAUCAGAAAUAUCAUAUGAAUUUUCAAAUGAAAUCGUUAUUCUUGUUCAAUGUUUUACACAAGUUGCACUAUAGUAUUUAUAUAUAUACCAAUGAUCACAUCCAUAAGUUACCUCCCCCAAAAGUUUGGCACACGUUAAAGUCAAACUCUCAAAUAUCACAAAUAGUAGUAUAGACGAAAGAGAAGGUUGAGUGAAAAUAGGCUCUGCGAUGAGCUGGAUGUUCGAUGUAACGGGUAAGAGAUUGUUUUGAGUAGGAAAGAAAAAGUAAGGAUCCUAAGAACCCUACUACAUAUUGGAGGCAAUUUAGUGACCAAAGGUUUGGAAACUAUCUUUUUUUGGUAGUACAAUUUGCGCAUCGAAAACAACAGAUGUAGGUGUACGAAGAGCUUAAUGAGCUUGUAAGAGUCUUUCCUUGAAAGACUCUACUCCCAGCAAGGAAGGUUUAAUUGCCGAUCCAAUAAGCAGGCGCCCGCAAUUGCAUUGAUUUAAUGGGGAAUCCAAAGGAGUGC
This is a messenger RNA of Drosophila subpulchrella, 2937 nucleotides long. RefSeq names its product synaptic vesicular amine transporter (gene Vmat). The coding region runs from base 480 to 2300 and encodes 606 amino acids. Gene Ontology annotation, molecular function: serotonin:sodium:chloride symporter activity; xenobiotic transmembrane transporter activity. Lineage: Eukaryota; Metazoa; Arthropoda; Insecta; Diptera; Drosophilidae. Gene Ontology annotation, biological process: xenobiotic transport; aminergic neurotransmitter loading into synaptic vesicle; transmembrane transport. The record is from RefSeq and is a predicted model, not a curated record. Gene Ontology annotation, cellular component: synaptic vesicle membrane; terminal bouton. The transcript is spliced from 9 exons.